AUGAUCGGAUCAAAGAUGCUUCUUCACACUAUAUCUUCAUCUUCUCCUCCCAUUCAUCCUCUUCUCCUCCCUUCACUCAAGCUCUCCCCCAAAACAAUUCCUCUUCAGAUACAUGGAAGGAUCAACUUACCUGCAGAAUUCGCUGCUAGAGGCUUACCUGUUUUGAACAAAGCUUCGUUGAAGAAGAAUCUACGCAUAAAGGAAACUACUUUCUUGCUGGGUCAGAGCUUGUUGAUCAUCUCUGCUAACCAAGCAGCUGCAGCGGAGAGCUUUAAGCCUGAACCGGUUUAUGAAGUUGGAGAGUUGUUUGAACUAAGUAUCCAGCUUUCUUACUUGUUGUUACUACUUGGUUUGCUCGGGGUUGGUACUUUUUAUGUGAUUCGUCAAGUUCUUGUCCGCAGAGAACUUGACCUCUCCGCCAAAGAAUUACAGGAACAAGUUAGGAGCGGGGAUGCAAGUGCAACAGAGCUCUUUGAGCUCGGUGCAGUGAUGCUGAGAAGGAAAUUUUAUCCUGCAGCUAACAAGUUCUUGCUUCAAGCCAUCCAGAAAUGGGACGGUGAAGAUCAAGAUCUUGCUCAGGUCUAUAACGCUCUUGGAGUGAGUUAUGUUAGAGAAGAGAAACUGGACAAAGGAAUAGCUCAGUUCGAAAUGGCGGUGAAGCUGCAACCUGGUUAUGUAACGGCUUGGAACAACCUUGGAGAUGCUUAUGAGCAGAAGAAAGAGCUGCCUUUGGCGUUGAAAGCGUUUGAAGAGGUUUUGUUGUUUGAUCCAAACAAUAAAGUGGCUCGGCCUCGACGAGAUGCGUUGAAGGAUCGUGUUAAGCUCUAUAAAGACGUUGUCUCGGUUAAGUCUAAGAAACGGUGA
Eruca vesicaria subsp. sativa (arugula) is the source of this 864-nucleotide messenger RNA. The record is from the annotation of a GenBank genome assembly. NCBI's taxonomy places the organism in Eukaryota, Viridiplantae, Streptophyta, Magnoliopsida, Brassicales, Brassicaceae.